AUAAUAUUGUUAUGAAAAUAAAUUCACCAGAAAUGUAUGCAUCCUUUGUGUAUCAUGCGUUAUGUUAUUUACACGGUUGUCAGGAAACUGAUUAACAUAGUUUGAACAGAAGUAUCAACAUUAAUAAUUUAUUAAACCUUUUUAAUUGAAAACCAUAGAGUACAUUUUUACUGUUUGAAAUAAUGAAACUUCAAUAAAGGUUGACUUUAUUUUGAAAAUUUUUGUUUGAAGAAAAUAAUCUUGAAAAUUAAAAAAAAAUUACGAAAGACAUUAAACGACAAAAUAAUAUUUCUGAAUUCAAAAUGUGUUCCACCUCUUUUUGUCCCACAUGCCCACCAAUAUUACCAUGUGGGCUAGGACCAUGUUGUUUUUCGUGUCCACCACCUACUCCCUGCUGCCAGCCCUGUUGCCCUCCACCACUACCGUGUACACCUUAUCCUCCAUGUAACUGCAAACCAAUAUGUAGGCCGAGUCCAGCUCCUCUUUUGCCAGAUAUAAUGCCUCCAAUAGUCCCGGUUUUACCGUGUUGCAAGCCACGUCGCGAUCCUCCCAGUGAACCUCCUCCACCUUGCCCGCAAAAACCUGCUUAUUGUCCACCAGUUUUGCCUUGCUGUCCACCACCUCAGCCGUGUGACCCACCUCCAAUGAAACGAUGUCCCGAGCCAAUAAGAUGCUACUAUCCCGUGUUGCCGUGCUGCAAUCCACAGUGCCCUACGCCAGCUCUUCCCAAGCAACGACCUAUUUGUCCAAGGCCGCCCCCCGCUACAUUUCCUUGUGUUCCUGUAUCUCGCCGAUGCUGCCCAGACUGCGAAAUCGAUCCGAUAACUGUUCGCAGACCCCUAAUAGUUCAUAAUGGCGUAUUGCAAAAGAAGCCCGCACCUAAUCCUAUGAGCCCAGGAGGCGCUUACGCUGUGGAUGUCCCUUUAAGGUAGUGAGAAGUUUCCAAGAAGAGAAGACUUUUAGAAUGUGGAUGAAAUUUCAUUACGUCUAUUUUUAUUUAAUAAAAACGUUUUUAUUUCUUAA
Messenger RNA from Bombyx mori (domestic silkworm), 1023 nucleotides. RefSeq names its product sperm mitochondrial-associated cysteine-rich protein-like. Bases 303 to 932 code for a protein of 209 amino acids. The record is from RefSeq and is a predicted model, not a curated record. The transcript has 3 exons. NCBI's taxonomy places the organism in Eukaryota, Metazoa, Arthropoda, Insecta, Lepidoptera, Bombycidae.